GGCAGAGCUGUCAUUAACUAGUUGUGCUAUAGACAGCUGCCGGGGGAGCGCUGUGUUGUACCUUCAGCAAUAUAUACACAACACAGCAGACUGUGCAAAUCAAAACCCGGGAGGAGGGACUCUUACCUGCUCUUCUGCCUCUUGCUUUCUCUCUCUGGCUCCCUGUGUAAAAAGUUUCUGGUGAUUAUGGCUGAUGUGAUACACCUGAACGACUCGUCCUCAGCGGACGUAGCCAACCGGUUCGCCCGCAAAGGAGCUCUGAGACAGAAAAACGUCCACGAAGUGAAAGACCACAAGUUCACAGCCCGGUUCUUCAAACAGCCCACCUUCUGCAGCCACUGCACCGACUUCAUCUGGGGGUUUGGAAAGCAAGGAUUUCAGUGCCAAGUUUGCUGUUUUGUGGUCCACAAGCGGUGUCAUGAGUUUGUCACGUUCUCAUGCCCUGGUGCAGACAAGGGGCCCGACACUGACGACCCUAGAAGCAAGCACAAGUUUAAAAUCCACACGUAUGGAAGCCCCACGUUUUGUGAUCACUGCGGCUCGCUACUCUACGGACUCAUUCACCAAGGGAUGAAAUGUGACACUUGUGAUAUGAAUGUCCACAAGGUGUGUGUAAUGAACGUGCCCAGUCUCUGUGGCACCGACUUCACAGAGAGAAGAGGACGGCUGUUUCUGAAGAUUGAAGUGACUGGAGACAAGCUGCACGUCACAGUGGGAGAGGGGAAGAACUUGAUUCCGAUGGACCCGAAUGGAUCCUCGGACCCCUACGUGAAGCUGAAGCUGAUCCCAGAUCCCAAAAACGAAACCAAACAGAAGACCAAAACCAUCCGCUCCUGCCUCAACCCCAACUGGAACGAAUCCUUCACAUUUAAACUGAAGCCCACAGAUAAGGACCGGCGCCUGUCUGUGGAGAUCUGGGACUGGGACCGGACGACGAGGAACGACUUCAUGGGCUCCCUCUCCUUCGGGGUGUCCGAGCUCAUCAAGUCCCCUGUGUGUGGCUGGUUCAAGCUGCUGAACCAGGAGGAGGGCGAGUACUACAAUGUGCCCAUCUCUGAGGCUGACGAUGGGAACUUGGAGCUCAGGCAGAAGUUUGAGGGCUGUCAUAUUAAUAUCCACUUCCUAAAGAAAGCCAGGCUCGGCCCCACUAAGAAGGUGAUCAGCCCUCCAGAUGAUAAGCAAAGUUUACCUUCAAACAACCUGGACCGGGUCAAACUGACUGACUUCAACUUCCUGGCUGUUCUGGGCAAGGGCAGCUUCGGCAAGGUAAUGCUGGCGGAGAUGAAGGGCUCGGAUGAGCUGUACGCUAUCAAGAUCCUGAAGAAGGACGUGGUGAUCCAGGACGAUGACGUGGAGUGCACCAUGGUGGAGAAGAGGGUGCUGGCACAGCAGGACAAGCCGCCCUUCCUAACCCAGCUACACUCCUGCUUCCAGACUGUGGACCGCCUGUAUUUCGUCAUGGAGUAUGUAACCGGUGGAGAUCUCAUGUACCACAUCCAACAUGUGGGGAAAUUCAAAGAACCACAAGCAGUGUUCUAUGCAGCAGAGAUUUCUGUCGGGCUCCUCUUCCUGCACAAGAAAGGAGUUAUAUACAGGGAUCUAAAGCUAGACAAUGUAAUGCUGGACUCCCAGGGACACAUUAAGAUUGCUGAUUUCGGCAUGUGCAAGGAGAACAUGUUCAAUGGAGUGACAACGAGGACGUUCUGUGGGACCCCAGACUAUAUUGCACCCGAGAUUAUUGCAUAUCAGCCAUAUGGAAUAUCAGUAGACUGGUGGGCCUUUGGAGUCCUCCUGUAUGAGAUGCUGGCCGGGCAGCCGCCCUUCGAUGGCGAAGACGAGGACGAGCUGUUCCAGUCCAUCAUGGAGCACAACGUGUCCUAUCCGAAGUCCAUGUCCAAAGAGGCGGUCUCUAUCUGCAAAGGGCUGAUGACGAAACACCCUGCGAAGCGGUUGGGCUGCGGGUCGGAGGGGGAGCGAGACAUCAAGGAGCAUGCCUUCUUCAGGAGGAUCGACUGGGACAGGCUGGAGGGACGGGAGAUCCAGCCGCCCUUCAAACCCAAAGUGAGCGGUAAAAGUGCAGAGAACUUUGACAAGUUCUUCACGCGCACUCAGCCAGUGCUAACACCACCAGAUCAGCUGGUAAUCGCCAACAUCGACCAAGAAGAGUUUGAGGGGUUCUCCUACGUCAACCCCCAGUACGUCCCCCCCUCAUUGCUGAGCGUGGUAUGAAGCUGAGAAGCAACCAUGCACAGAAAAAAAAACAGGAAGGAAGGAAGGAAGGAAGGAAGGAAGACGUAUUUGCAACAUCUCUAAUCCAGGAGCGAAUAACAAAAAGACAAAAAAAUUAUUUAAUAAUCAUUUUUCCUACUGAAUCUAUGGAAACAAGUGAAAAUAAACAUAACAUGCAUAUCAUGGUGGAAAUAAAUGUGUUCAUAACCAGUGUGCAUUGCAGCCAAAGUUUGAGUGGGCGUUAAACUAGAUUAAAAAAAAAAUCUGUACACACUGUUCAUAACGUGUUUGGCUCGGACCACUGGAUUUUUUCAAAGCAAAGAGUUCUUAAAAUAGCUUUUAACUUAUUGUUCUUCUUGCUGUACUUCACUGCAUGCUUAUAACCCUAAACCUGUGGUUCCAGUUACUCCCAGCGGGACUCGUUACUUUCUUGGCUCUUCCCAUUAUGAAUGCUAGUGGAAGUGCUGAGACUCGGCAGUUAAAGCAAGACCAGUUAUUUUCAAACAGAGUUGAGCAACUAAUGAAAGGGUGGCCUGGAUGGAGUGUCUGGAACAGUGCAUCCUCGUUUCACAAACCAACAUCUAUCCUUAAACAGUGAAUGCACUGCAUAGGCUCCUGCCAAUUGAGAUGCAGGGCAUUUCUUGUCUUGACUGAGCUCAGGGUUGAUCAUUCAGAUUCAGCCACGUAAGAUACGGGCGCGUGUAUAAGCUAGGUCGCUUUUGGGUAACGAACGUCAUAUUUACAUAUCUGUCAUAUUUCUAAGUCGUAGAAAAGUUUUUGUUUUUUUUCGAUUAUAUAUAAUCAUGUGCCAAAAUGCUAUCAUACUAGGAUAGUGGGAUUCUGGUACAAGAAAUUUUACGAUACAGGUAUAAUGUAUAAUGCAAGUCAGAGGUUAAGAGAUCAACACCACUUGACUGCAAGUGAAGACUUUUAAAGUUAAUUUGUAGAUGCAUUUGCGCUUUCAAGCAAUUACUGUAAAAAGGUUUGUUGCAGUAUUGUCUCUCACAGCAGAAUAGACAGGAAUCUUCCGAUCCGUGCCCCUUAUGGUUUCAAAAAUAGUGUUCCAUGGAAGGCACUGGAGAAAUCCGAUCUGCAUAUGGCGCUUUUUUAAAAACAGGAAACCCCUAUUUUUUUAUGUUUCUGUUUUUCAUACCAGAGUUUGGAAAUUUCACCUAUAACCUCCCACUGUUGCAAGUAGUAGCAGUAGCAUGCUUAUUUGGCUCAUAGUGAUGUAGUGGGAAGUAGGGUUCAAUUAAAGGAGUGCAGCGGAAUCUUACAAAGCUAAAAGCGAACCUGCAUGUAGCUUUAAGGAAUUUAAACAGAGGUGGGCAAAAUAUUGGGCAAAUGCACUGUACUGCACUGCACUGCACUAUACUGCACUGCACUGCACUGUAGUAAUCAGACAGCAACUGAAUGGAUCACUGUAGGACUCUACAGCAGGCCAAAGAUUUCUAGACAAAUCUAAAAUAUUGCAUCUCACUUUGAAGAAACUGAAAAAAAGAAGAGCGCAUAGGGUUAUAAAAUUAUAAAGUAAAUACAAAAAAAAAUGAAAUAAGAACUGAAAAGAUGCUAAACAUAGUGUACAUAAGGAGAAAUGGAAAUGCAUCUGUAUGCGUCAUGCAGUUAUCAUGUUUCUGUUCAACUGCCAUACAGAGCUGUACUAACUAUAUAACCCUAUCCGUGUAAAACAGAGUAUUAUAUUUAAUUAAAAAUGUGCUAUAUUUGGGCUAUGUAAAUUAGAUGUCGAGGAAUGAACGUUUAUUCUCUUAGAGAUAGUACCUUAUGCUUGACUCAAUGUUUGUUUUUCUUCCCUCUCUCUCUUUCUGUUUAUUACAAAUGGUUUAUAUUUUAUUCAUGGUAAAUCAGUUACAAUUUUUGUAUUACAAAAAAGGCUUGUACUUUCAAAAAACUUGCAGUUUUUAUACAAAUAACUGAAUGUGCUUUUAUUACAUUAGUUAGCUGAUAAUUGAAGUGGAAGACAGCUGUCCUAGCCAUGGGGGAGGAACGAUCUUCACUGUGUUCUUUAGCUUUGCUUUCAGUUAAGUGUUAAAAACUGCAAUGGUGCAAUUGGACUUUGUUGCUCUUAGAUGUGCCAGAAGAUACAUAUUUUUAACGAUUUUAUGUUUUUGUGCAUAUCUUUGAUUGAAUGCAUCUUUUUGUUGGUAUUAUCAGUGACUUGGAACAGUUUUGCCUACCGGAGAUGCAUGUAAAAGCCAGGUGCAUGCGGUGUUGCAUGCACGGUUCAUACAGUAAACAGGGUCACAGUUCUUCAGCAUGUUGAUUAAGUGUCAAACAGUGUCUGAUCUUUUACAAGCCACUGCCAUUGUUGAGAAAUAGACAAAAUCACGUUUUCAUUCAUUCCCUAGACGAUGCUCGUGGGUCUUGAUUGCAGGUUUUAUUUUUCUCAUUUUUGAUUACGACAAUGCCGGACUAAAAAUAGAAAGAUUUCAGCAGGCAGUUACUUGUUGCUCGAUAGAAAUAACGACAGAGAUGCAGUUUAGUUUUUAACAGCAGUUAUUAGAGGCGAUUGGACUUUGGCUGGAGGCAUGCCUAGUUAGGAAAAGCCUCAGUUGUUAUUACAGAAUGUUGCCAAUAUCGACUUUGCACUUACAAAGUUCCUCCACCAAACAACGACUCUUGUAUCUCAACUCAAAUGAUAAUACAGGGUGUGUUAAAGCUGAGUGAACAUGAAGCCACCGUUCCUGAAAAAGUGUUCAGAAGCUUUCCCAUUCAGGAUGAAGUCUCCUUCUUCUAAGUCUGUUUUGUUUUGUCUUUGUUUUAUACUGUGUGAAUGAAACCUGAUCUCUUGGCCAGUUUUAGAGAACUUUGCAUGUCCUGAUUCCCAUUUGUGGUGCUGAGCUAAUCCUGACUACUCCCUUAAUCUGCUGCUUCACCUUGCUGGAAAUAUUUAUUUAUUAAGUAUGAAAUGGUACAAAUUCUUGUUGUUUCUUUUAUAUAUUCUUUUAAUCACUUGUUAUUUCAUCUAAUUUAGCAAUGCUGGUUAAUUCUGUGUAAUAUUCUGGCCAAACUAACAUCACCCCCCCUUCAAUUUACAUGGUUUACAAUACAACUCUUUAUAAACACAAAGCUAUUUAGACAUGGUUUAUGCUACUGUAUAAUGUUUGUUUUCAAAGGUAUUCAAAAUGUAACAGUUAAUCAUUUUCUAAAAAACAAUAAAUACAUUCUUAUCAACGUUAUUGUAACAGUGUGACAAAGUGCUUGGCACUUGCCUCUUUUAAAGGAAACUCUUUCAAUGCACUUCUGGCAGUUUUAUAUAUAGAAACCAGUCAGAGGUACUACACAAUUUAUACCUGCUGCACUUUGUGAAUCAGUUAAUUUUUAAUAGAGAAGGCAAGCACCAUUUGGGAAUAUAACGAUUCUGAGAUAUUCAUUUGGAACCAGGAGAAAGUUAUUUUCUCUUGUUAUUUCAUUGUAUUUUACAGGCUGCUCUUGACAAAGUGCUCAUUCUUUUAACAAAUUCUUUCUUAACGAUCCACUUUAUAGUACCUGUUCCAAUUAUUAUAAUAAUUGUUAUUGUCAUUAUUAUUGUUACUGUUAAUUAUUUCUGAAUUCUGAACUAGUGCUUUCUCUACGUUUGUUUUGCAUGUUAUGCUUUGGUUCCCUGUUAAUUGUAGUUUGAAGGACAAUGUGUACAAAUAAAAAGAAUGACUCUGUA
This is a messenger RNA of Polyodon spathula (Mississippi paddlefish), 5905 nucleotides long. Its product is annotated as protein kinase C alpha type-like. The record is from RefSeq and is a predicted model, not a curated record. Bases 187 to 2229 code for a protein of 680 amino acids. The transcript is spliced from 18 exons. Gene Ontology annotation, biological process: protein phosphorylation. Gene Ontology annotation, molecular function: zinc ion binding; diacylglycerol-dependent serine/threonine kinase activity; ATP binding. Lineage: Eukaryota; Metazoa; Chordata; Actinopteri; Acipenseriformes; Polyodontidae.